Messenger RNA from Liolophura sinensis, 2812 nucleotides. RefSeq lists its product as uncharacterized. The transcript is spliced from 2 exons. Bases 376 to 2322 code for a protein of 648 amino acids. The record is from RefSeq and is a predicted model, not a curated record. Lineage: Eukaryota; Metazoa; Mollusca; Polyplacophora; Chitonida; Chitonidae.
CUUAAUUCAGGCGCUUAAUUGUUUCAAUUACCGGUGUCUGACGACACAUAUACCAUUAAUACGCGCCUAUAGGUGAAAUACCAUGAUCCGGUAUACUGCCCGGAAUCUCAUCACUUUACAUGGGUUAAGUUUCGUCCAUACAUCCUUCCCUGAUUCAUCACGCCUUCUGUUGUCAGCUCGGAAGUAUAUACAUAUAUAUAGGUCUGUACAUAGUGUGUAUAUAUAUACAUGUAUAUAUACAGCAAACAAAUCUGUAUAAAUCGAGAAUCGGAUAAGACUGUUUAAUUUGUAAAUGCAGUGGACACAGACCGAACGGAGUUACAGCGUUAAAUAUCUGCGAUUGGAUUCAAGAAAUAUUUGGCUAAGUCUAUAGAGAUGGACACACGCAAACAUUCUCUGGGACUGGGAAAUUUGCGCAAGAUAUGCGUAUCUUACUUUCAAGACGUCCUUAUUGGCCUGUACAAUGUUAGAGUGAAAGUGGAUUGCAAAACGAAGCCGUUCAAAUCCGAUCGAGAGCUGCCGGCUGUCAGCAGCGUGAAGGUAUCUGAAACAACGACUCAGGUCAUCGAAAGACUCAAGCUCACCUUUCCAGUGGUGAGUCCGCACUUCAAGAACUUGUUGAGCAUUUGCAAUGAGCUCACCAAAGCUGACAAACCGUCUGAGCUGUUGUACGCCUUGAGACAAACAACUAAAGAAGCUCGCAGUGUCCUCAAUGAGCUGGAAGUGGAAGAUGAGCUCUUCAUUGGAACUGUCCCACUGGACAUUCAGAAACCAUAUAUCAGACUGAAAGCACAGGACAACAACAAUAGAGUGAUAUUUGAAUGGGACCCGGAAGCAUUAGUUGAGGAUUUCAUGUCCUCGGUUUCCGCAUUGGCGCAAAAGCUCCGAGAAGACAAGCGCAGCCCAAGCACCGAGGAGUAUCUGGCAUUCCAGCUUGCAUACUUUAAUCUCGGUCGGGGUAAAUUCAUGAACCACGAGGGGUUCCACGGCCUGGGCACCCCGGGAUUCCGACCUCACACCCAGACCUACAUGUCCCUCACAGAUCCCGGAGACGGCCAUGUUCUGGGCACCACCAGGUUCGAGGAAUGGAUGAAAGGCGCCAUCGUCCACGUGGAACAUCUGGAGAGACCCAACCACCUGCCCAGAGAGAACAUCGAGUCUUACAGAAUUCCCUCCCUUUACGACUUCACCAAGGUCAGGCUACACGUCGGUUCCACCGCCCCAACCACCUAUUUCGUCGGCCGCAGGGUCAAAGAUUCCGGAUCCUUCGAUGAAGACUUCCUGAAACUAGUCAACAUUACGGCUGCAUCAGCGUCUGCUGCUUUUUUCCAAGGAGCUGCGGAGUGUAAAGUCGCCAUGGAAGGAUUGUCCACGUCACAGGCCGUAAGAUACAUGCAGGCCCUUCGGGGACAGGUCCAGAGAUCCCGGAAACAGUUCUUGUCUGCAGCAUGGAACCUCAACCAAACAGUCCUUGACGAUUACAAACAGGAAGCGCCCAUCAACUUGGAGGAGAGAAUGAAUAUAGCAACGAGAGCUAUCGAGAUCACGUCGAUUGGAGGUUUUGACAAAGUGACCUGGGACGGCGCCAGCGACACCUAUCCCUCCAAGUGUAUCAUGUACCAGCUGAGCUUUGAGGAAGCCUUGACUCUGGUUCACGAGGCUCACCUCCGAGGGCUGGUCACCUAUUUCUCAGCAGGUUUCAAGUUUGACGAAAUCAAACACGCCGUGUACGCCGGUGUUGACGGCAUUGGAAUUGGUGGCGCUCAGGUUCUGCGCUUCAUGGACAGCGAGACGGGCAUGCACGGACCGUACACGGAAGAGAACAUCCCACGGAUCUUGGCCAACCGAGACGAAGCGGCCAAGUCUAUUCGUGGACGUGGUGUUCACUUGUUGGCUCGUUUGGAUACCAUGUUCUUUGAAGGUUCCAUCACCUCAGAUCAGAACAUCCUCAGGUAUGAACUUUUCACUGCUCUUCUCACCAGAAACGAGCGGAGGAUAGAAGAGCUGAUUCAGCAACUUGUAGACAUCGUCAACCUCCCUGAAGAAGGAAACCUUCCUUGGUUGAACUGUGCCAAGAGAAUUCUGAACUCCCCGGCACCUUUGCUGCGCGAGCGCUGCGAAAGCCCUGAGAUUUGGAAAAGUUUCUUGGAGAAUUUAGAAUUUCUGGUCUUUGACGAAGACGACGAAGACGGCGUUGCGGAGGAAUAUGAGAAUGAGCCUUGGCUCGGUUUUCGGAAGGUUUACAGGGAAUGGCAGACAAAUAACCAUAAGGUUGUGACACGGCAGGCCUCGUUUACUGUUCCCUACAAGGCCUAUAGCUGAAAGAAUAAGUAUUACCCGUGAAUGUAACGACAGAAAACUUACAGAAAAUUAAACUGUGUACGCGCAUUAAGUUUCAAAUGAUAUAAAGGUUCAUUGUUUGUGUCUUACACAGGCAUGGGGCUGUCGGAAUGAUACAACUAAACCUGCAUAAUGUGCGGUUUCGAUUAUAACUUAAAUAUAAAAAUAUCGCAUCCAAAAACCAUCAGGUGGGCAAAAGUCCAACAUUCGUAUACCAGUUGUAAGCGUAUUUUUGAGUUUUACCAUGACAACAGAAUACUUUUUUCUUGGUGUACAAGAAAAAUAUCGGGCGUUAAGACAAAAUCAAUCAUGCGUUCAUUUCUGGUGUUUCGGCAAACACGUCGUUUUGUUUUACGAGGAUCUUUGUCAUAAAAUGCGGAUUUCCAUCGUCUACGCCAAAAUAUUUAACACUCUUCAGAGAAUUCUGUAAAAUGAAGUAUUCAUGCAGAAAUAAAAUCUAUAUCAAAAACUG